AUGAUUGAAAAAUCGAAUAACAUAUAUCUUAGUAUCGACCCGAUUGUCGAACGAAUUAAAAAAAAUGGCGAAGAAUUACCUUUGUUAAACUCUGAAAAGAAGGGUAUAGAUUAUACCCAGAUAGUUGUAUAUUUAGUUGGAUUGUCAGAUGGAUUAACACAUUUAGCAUCAUUAGCUAUAUAUUAUUUGUUUAAAGAUCAUUAUAGAUUAACACCAUAUCAAGUAUCAUUAAUAUUGAUGUAUCCGUAUUUACCUUUUAUAUUAAAACCUAUUAUUGCACUAAUAACUGAUUCGAUAUCUAUAUUUGGCAUGCGAAGAAAACCGUAUUUAUUUUUGUUUAGUUUAUUUCAAUCAUUAAAUUUUUUAUCAUUAGCAUAUGUUGAUUUAUCAUUAAUACAAGCAACAUUGGUAUUAUUUUUUAUAUCUUUAUGUGCAUCCUUUUGUACAACCGUUGCAGAAGCUUUAGUUGUCGAAAGUUCUAUAGGAAAGACAUAUUCACAAGGCACAAAUAAAGUAACAGAAUUUAUAGCAUCGAAAGCUGUUGGUAGUUUAUCUGUUGCAUAUUUUUCAGGAUAUUUUUUAGAAAAAGUAUCACGUGAAUAUAUAUUUAUGGCUACCUCUAUAUUUCCUUUAAUUAUAUCUAUAUCAUGUUUAUUUUUAAAAGAAAAAGAAUAUGCGACACGUAAAAAUAUAUUCAAACAAAUGACAGAAUUAAUUAAGUUUAUUAAUACACCAGUUUUUAUAGGCCCAUUUUUAUAUAUAUUUGUAUAUAUGUCUGGUCCAGAUUAUGAUGACGCAUUUUUUUUCUUUUGUACAAAUAAGUUAGGCUUCCGGCCUUCUUUUAUGGGCACAUUAAGAUUGACUUAUGGUAUAGCAUCAUUAAUUGGUAUAAUAGUUUAUAGAGUCUUUUUAAAAAAUUCAAGUUUAAGAAAUACACUUAUUUUCACAACUUUAGUAUCUUUCCCUAUAUAUAUAUCACCAAUAAUAUUAACAGAAAAAAUUAAUAAAUAUUUUGGUAUUUCUAAUGAAUUGUUUGUAUUAAGUGGUGGAUUUUUAAUUGAAGCCAUUACAGAAAUACAGUUACUACCUCUAUUUAUUUUAACAGCUAACAUAUGUCAAGAAGGAUUAGAAGCUAGUGUUUUUGCUACUAUAUUAAGUGUUAAAAAUUUAGGAUCGCUAACAAAAAAGGGAACAUCUUCUCUUCUCACUUAUUUAAUGAAAAUAGAUACUUAUAAUUUUGAUAACCUAAGUAUGUAUAUAUUAACAUGUGGAUUGUUUCUUUUACUCUCUCUUUCGUUGAUUCCUUUGUUACCUUCUGAGGAUCAAAUUGAACGUUUAAAAAAUAAAAAACCACAGAAAUGA
Molecule: messenger RNA, 1362 nt
Organism: Plasmodium vinckei vinckei
Lineage: Eukaryota; Apicomplexa; Aconoidasida; Haemosporida; Plasmodiidae
Product: folate transporter 2, putative
Exons: 1
Coding region: 1-1362 (453 amino acids)
Source: RefSeq, a predicted model, not a curated record